Messenger RNA from Varanus komodoensis (Komodo dragon), 1940 nucleotides. It is a transcript of the gene CHRNB2, whose product is annotated as cholinergic receptor nicotinic beta 2 subunit. Gene Ontology annotation, cellular component: synapse; postsynaptic membrane; neuron projection. The transcript is spliced from 4 exons. Lineage: Eukaryota; Metazoa; Chordata; Lepidosauria; Squamata; Varanidae. Gene Ontology annotation, molecular function: acetylcholine-gated monoatomic cation-selective channel activity; transmembrane signaling receptor activity. The record is from RefSeq and is a predicted model, not a curated record. Gene Ontology annotation, biological process: regulation of membrane potential; nervous system process; signal transduction. Bases 67 to 1407 code for a protein of 446 amino acids.
CCUUGGGGGGGCAUUUGUAAUCUUUUUUUCCUUUGCUUUUGUCUGCAGCACGAGAGAGAGCAGAUCAUGACGACCAACGUAUGGCUAACGCAGGAGUGGGAAGACUAUCGCCUCACGUGGAACCCGGAGGAAUUCGACGACAUGAAGAAGGUGCGGCUGCCAUCCAAGCACAUCUGGCUCCCGGACGUUGUGCUGUACAACAACGCCGACGGGAUGUACGAGGUGUCCUUCUACUCCAACGCAGUGGUGUCCUACGACGGCAGCAUCUUCUGGCUCCCGCCAGCCAUCUACAAGAGCGCCUGCAAAAUCGAGGUGAAGCAUUUCCCUUUUGACCAGCAGAACUGCACCAUGAAAUUCCGCUCGUGGACCUACGACCGCACCGAGAUCGACCUGGUGCUGAAGAACGAGGUGGCCAGCCUGGACGACUUCACGCCCAGCGGCGAGUGGGACAUCAUCGCCCUGCCCGGGCGGCGCAACGAGAACCCCAACGACUCCACCUACGUGGACAUCACCUACGACUUCAUCAUCCGCCGGAAGCCGCUCUUCUACACCAUCAACCUCAUCAUCCCGUGCAUCCUCAUCACGUCCUUGGCCAUCCUGGUCUUCUACCUGCCCUCCGACUGCGGCGAGAAGAUGACCCUCUGCAUCUCCGUGCUGCUGGCCCUCACCGUCUUCCUGCUGCUCAUCUCCAAGAUCGUGCCGCCCACCUCGCUGGACGUGCCGCUGGUGGGCAAGUACCUGAUGUUCACCAUGGUGCUGGUGACCUUCUCCAUCGUCACCAGCGUCUGCGUCCUGAACGUCCACCACCGCUCGCCCACCACCCACACCAUGCCGCCGUGGGUCAAGGUGGUCUUCCUCGACAAGCUGCCCACCCUGCUCUUCAUGAAGCAGCCGCGGCAGAACUGUGCCCGGCAGCGGCUGCGGCAGAAGCGCCAGAGCCAGGAGCGGGCCUCCGGGGGCUUCUUCCUGCGGGAGGGGGCCCACUCCUGCACCUGCUAUGCCAACCCGUCCACUGUCAAGAAGCUCGGGACAGGGAGUGGAGGCAGCGGUGGAGGAGGAGGAGGGGGAGGAGGAAGGCCCUUUUUGGAAGCGGCGGAUGGGCUCAACGGCUACCGGGACAGGCCAGGCCAAACGGCGCCGCCGCCGCCCGGCCACUGCUGCUGCGGACUGGAGGAGGCCGUCGACGGCGUGCGCUUCAUCGCUGACCACAUGCGGAGCGAAGAUGACGACCAAAGCGUGAGCGAGGACUGGAAGUACGUGGCCAUGGUGAUCGACCGCCUCUUCUUGUGGAUCUUCGUCUUCGUCUGUGUCUUCGGUACCAUCGGCAUGUUUUUGCAGCCGCUCUUCCAAAAUUACGCCACCAACUCCCUUCUGCAAAUCAACCAUGGCGUGCCCAGCUCCAAAUAGGGGUUGGGCUGCCCCUCUUCUCUGCCCCCCUGCCCAGAGGAAAGAGAGUGUGAAAGGGACCCCCCGCCCACCCAGUCCUUCUGUGGACACUGCCUCGAAGUGCGACCUAGGAAAAGGAACUCCUUCCAUGCCUCCUUGUCUCCCCAGCUCUCUCUUUAGGACCUGGACCACGACCUGCUCAAGGAACAGGGAGCAGACGGAAAGGACGGAUUACUGGGAUGCAUCCCUUGGCUGGGGGGCCGGGGGCCGUGUUGGGCAAAGGCAGAGCACGUGUUUUGUAUGCAGAAGGCCAGGGGUCCAGUCCCUGCUCUUACCAUUACAAACAAAGGUGAUGGGAUGGGGGAACAUCCGUUCCCCGAGCUCUUCUCUGCUCCUAGGCAUUGUAGGUUCUCUUGGACUAGCUGGCCAACUGGCUGGAAUUCUCUAAGACUGACAAAAGCUCGCGAGGAAAACAUGCUGAUCUUCCUUCCAAACAGCUGCAGGGACGGGCCAAGUUUCUGAACAGCCAGGAGAACACAUUCAAUGUAAGGUCA